Molecule: messenger RNA, 1687 nt
Organism: Antrostomus carolinensis (chuck-will's-widow)
Lineage: Eukaryota; Metazoa; Chordata; Aves; Caprimulgiformes; Caprimulgidae
Gene: YARS1
Product: tyrosyl-tRNA synthetase 1
Exons: 12
Biological process (GO): tyrosyl-tRNA aminoacylation
Molecular function (GO): tyrosine-tRNA ligase activity; ATP binding; tRNA binding
Source: RefSeq, a predicted model, not a curated record
GAGGUGCUGGGGGAGGAUAAGCUCAUGGCCAUCCUGAAGGAGCGAGAGUUGAAGAUCUACUGGGGAACAGCCACCACGGGGAAGCCACACGUCGCCUACUUUGUGCCCAUGUCCAAGAUCGCAGACUUCCUGAAGGCCGGGUGUGAGGUGACGAUCCUCUUUGCUGACCUCCACGCUUACCUAGACAACAUGAAGGCCCCCUGGGAGCUGCUGGAGUUGCGCACUCGCUAUUACGAGAACGUGAUCAAGGCCAUGCUGGAGAGCAUUGGGGUGCCCCUGGAAAAGCUGAAGUUUGUCCGGGGCACUGACUACCAGCUCACCAAGGAGUACACGCUGGACGUGUACCGCCUCUCGUCCGUGGUGACGCAGCACGACGCGAAGAAGGCGGGAGCGGAGGUGGUGAAGCAGGUGGAGCACCCCUUGCUGAGCGGUUUGCUCUACCCAGGCCUGCAGGCGCUGGAUGAGGAGUACCUCAAGGUGGACGCACAGUUUGGAGGAGUUGAUCAGAGGAAGAUAUUUACCUUUGCAGAGAAGUACCUUCCUUCCCUGGGCUAUGCCAAGCGCGUCCAUUUGAUGAACCCAAUGGUUCCUGGUCUGACAGGCAGCAAAAUGAGCUCGUCAGAAGAGGACUCAAAGAUUGACCUUCUGGACCGCAAGGAAGAUGUGAAGAAGAAGCUGAAGAAGGCUUUCUGUGAGCCAGGGAACGUGGAGAACAACGGUGUCCUCUCCUUCAUCAAGCAUGUCCUCUUUCCCCUCAAGUCAGAGUUUGUGAUUCUACGAGAAGAAAAAUGGGGAGGAAACAAAACCUACACAGCCUAUGAGACCCUGGAGAAGGACUUUGCUGAGCAGGUCGUGCAUCCUGGAGACUUGAAGAACUCGGUGGAAGUGGCCCUGAACAAACUGCUUGACCCCAUCAGAGAGAAAUUCAACAGCCCAGAACUGAAAAAACUGACCAAUGCAGCGUAUCCCAACCCAUCCAAAGCCAAGCCUGCAGAGAAGGGCAUCAAGAACUCAGAGCCUGAGAACGUGGUCCCAUCCCGGCUGGACAUUCGCGUUGGCAAAGUGAUCAGUGUGGAAAAGCACCCAGAUGCCGACAGCCUGUACGUGGAGAAGAUCGAUGUGGGUGAGCCUGAGCCCCGCACUGUGGUCAGUGGCCUGGUGCAGUUUGUCCCCAAGGAGCAGUUGCAGGACAGGCUGGUGGUGCUGCUUUGCAACCUCAAGCCCCAGAAGAUGAGGGGUGUGGAGUCGCAGGGCAUGGUGCUGUGUGCCUCCAGCGCUGGGGAACCGCGGCAGGUGGAGCCCCUGGACCCCCCGGCCGGGUGUUGCGCUGGGGAGCGCGUCUACGUGGAGGGCUACGAGGGCGGGGAGCCCGAUGAUGAGCUCAAGCCGAAGAAGAAAGUCUUUGAGAAGCUGCAGGCUGACUUCUGCAUCUCUGAAGACUGUGUCGCCCAGUGGAAGCAGAGAAACUUCAUCACCAAGCUGGGGAGAGUCUCCUGUAAAAGCCUGAGGGGAGGGAGCAUCAGCUAACAAGCACCAGAGCCAUGGCUCGUGCCUCCUGCCUGGCCCCGUCCUCCACCCCAGCCAGGCUGUCCUUCCCAGUCCCUGCCAUCUCCUCCCCAGUGCCCCAAGCUGGGGGCUCAGCCCUGCAGGAACUGGGGGCUCUGGGACUGAAAUUUGCAGCUUUCCA